AAUGUUGGUUGUCCUGCAAGUCGGAUAAGAAGUGGUGUUCUAGUGAAAAAUGAGUGAAUAACGGAGAUAUGCGAAAAAAUUUAAACGACACAGAGAAUAUUAACAUGACCAUUGUGCAAGAAUGACGACACACGACACAGAGAAUAUUAACAUGACCAUUGUGCAAGGAUGACAUGCACAAAUCGAAAAAUUAUGUUAGAGCUAGACCUUGCAGAGGAGUUGAGCCCUUAAAAGGUGAAUGAGCCCUUAAAAGGUGAAUUGUGAGAUCUCAGUUGGAAACUGGAAUGAAAAUUUAUGAAAAUUUAUGUUAGAGCUAGACUUUGCUUAGUGGGUCAGAGGAGUUGGGCCCUUAAAAGGUGGAUGGUGAGAUAAGGUGGAUGGUGAGAUCUCAGUUGGAAACGGGAAUGAAAAUUUAUGUUAGAGCUAGACCUUGCUCAGUGGGCCAGAGGAGUUGGGCCCUUAAAAGGUGGAUUGUGAGAUCUCACGUAAGGUGGGGUGUGGAACCGUUUUCCAGGCCUUUAAAAGGUGGAUUGUGAGAUCUCACGUCAGGUGGGGUGUGGAACCGUUUCCCUAGCAGACGCAUUUUAUUAAAAUUAUGAGGUUAACGAGGAGGAUAGGUAAGAUACCUAAUAGACUAGUUUUAAAAAUAAACUAAUUUAAGCAAAGGAAAAAAAUUUGAAGACAAAUAAUUUAUUGUCUCCGUUGAUUUGAAGGGCGAAUGAGGUGAGUAUAAGAAUUUUGUUGGGGUUGUUUAUCAACUUAGCUUUCUCUCUUUCCAUUUUGAACUUCCCAAAAGCCGCCUCCUGAAGAAGCUGUGAAUUGCCCACACCAAGCCUCCUCAAGCUCUCAAAGCCCGCCUCCUCAAGCUCUCAAAGCCCGCCUCCUCAAGCUCAGCUCUCAAAACCCGCCUCCCACACCACUUUCAGUACAAUCCCCAAUCCCUUGCUGUUUUCUUCUUGUUUAUGUGCACCCACAAACUUACAAAUCAUACACUGGCAUUGGGAUAUAAACAUGGCCUUCCCUUCUGAAUUGAGAUUAUGCAGCAGGUGAAUUGAAAACAUCAAACAAAUAAUCUACAAAGUUCCAUUAGUGGAGACUGGAGCAUGGUCAUGGAAGGCCAUGGCGAUCAUAUGAAGCUGAAGCCAUCAGUUAUUCUAACUGGAACAGCCAAGGAAGGUAGUUCUGGCCCUCCGAUUGGUCUUGUCGAUAUUGGCGUGAGUGAAGGUGCAUACCUUUUCCGCGUUGCAUUGCCUGGUGUACGGAAGGAUCGAAGUAAGGUAAAGUUUGAGAUCAAAAGCGAUGGUAGGGUUCACAUUGAAGGAGUGAUGACAGGUCCAGGCCUUUUGAAGGAUUCAUCAGCUAUGUAUCAGAUGAAAGUGCAGCAACUGUGUCCUCCUGGAUCUUUUACGGUUUCUUUUAAACUGCCCGGACCAGUAGAUCCACGGUUGUCGUCUCCUAGUUUUCGGCCCGAUGGCAUUCUGGAAGUAGUGGUUAUGAAGUCCAGAGCACCUCCAACAGUGGCUGAUUCCCAUCCUCCGCCGUGAGUAUGAUGGAGGUAGGUACAUGGUUUUGCUGUCUCCUUAUGUUAGUUUUCUAUGAAGAAAAAGGGUCACUUUACAACGUAGUUUAGCUCAUUAACUUGUUGGUUUUGGAGUUUGAAACAUUCUAGGUGGACUAGUUUUGUACCCCUAGAAACCGAAACCCUUUUCUCUUGGUCUUAAACACGUCUCGUUGGUCUAUUAACCCGCUCGAAACUAGUCCAUCUAGGAUGUGUUGUCGACUAUAUAAUCUCUAAUCAAAGCCGUUAUCAUUUCAUAUCAAGUAA
Messenger RNA from Cucurbita pepo subsp. pepo (vegetable marrow), 1825 nucleotides. Lineage: Eukaryota; Viridiplantae; Streptophyta; Magnoliopsida; Cucurbitales; Cucurbitaceae. The record is from RefSeq and is a predicted model, not a curated record.